Messenger RNA from Trichogramma pretiosum, 2373 nucleotides. It is a transcript of the gene Y-e3, whose product is annotated as protein yellow-like. The transcript has 3 exons. Gene Ontology annotation, cellular component: extracellular region. NCBI's taxonomy places the organism in Eukaryota, Metazoa, Arthropoda, Insecta, Hymenoptera, Trichogrammatidae. Bases 597 to 1916 code for a protein of 439 amino acids. The record is from RefSeq and is a predicted model, not a curated record.
GAGGAUUAGAAGCGUCGGCAGCGUUAAUAGUAUCGGCGAUUCGCGAUCAUGCUCUACGUUGCUGCGUCUUGUGUCUGUGCCCGUGUCGUUCGAAAGCCAAUAACGUCCCACGCGAGAUGAGCCGAUUUUAAGUGCGUCUAUUCUAGAAUAAUACGUACGCAGCAUGUGAAUCGUCGCCGAGUGUGUGCAUCGACGAAACAUCGUUGCCGAUUUUCAGAAUUUACGGUCGAUACAUCGUAAAAGGCAAAAACGUUUUAUGCUCGGAGCGCCGCUAAGAAGAUACAGAAGAGAAUCCAAGUCAGCGGGCAAAAGAGCGUGAAAAAGAGGCUAUAUCGUUUCGUUUGCGCUAACAAAAAAAUUGCACUCCGCUCAGCAGUAGCAGCUAUUAUCUGCUGUCCGCGUUGCCGGAGCGGUAGAGUAUUUAUAUACAUCGCACUCGACCUGACUCGGCUCGGCUGCAUUUCUCAUCGCCACGCCAGCGGAACGAAGUUGUCAAGAGCAAGGAUUCUCGGCCUCGCUGCGCUGCUGCUACGACCGCAGUCAUCAUCCCAUACCUUGGUCGCGAAUCAUCCGGCCGAAGGAACGCGCGAGUCACGAUGCUAUCUUUCGGUGAUCGCGUUUGCCUAGUUCUGAUCGUCGCGGUCACAGUCGCGUCGGCGGCGAGCUUUCCCAAAGCCCCGGAAAAGCUCAAGAUCGUCUACUCGUGGAAAUCGCUGGACUUCGCCUUCGAGAGCGAGGCCGUGCGCGAGUCGGCUCUGCGCACGGGACGGUUCAAGCCCGGCGCGGCCAUUCCCAUAGACGUGGACGUGCACUACGGGCCGGACGAGCCGCGAGUCUUCGUGACGAUGCCUCGGCUUGAGAUCGGCAUCCCCGUGACCGUCGGCUACGUCACGGACGGCCUGUCCAAGGAGGGCAAUCCUCUGAUCGCCCCCUACCCCAACUGGCAGUGGAACAAGCUGGGCAGCUGCGACGCCCUGACGAGCGUCUACCGAGUGCAGGUCGACGAGUGCGAGCGUGUCUGGGUGCUCGACACGGGCAAAGUCGGCGAGGAGCAGGUCUGCCCGCCGCAGCUGCUCUCGUUCUCGCUGCGCAGCAAUCGGCUGCUGAGCCGCUACCGCGUGCCGAGCUCGCAGUACGAGGAGGACUCGCUGCUGGUGACCCCGGCGGUCGACGUCAGGCGCGUCGACCCGGCCAAGCAGUGCGUCGAGACCUACGUCUACCUGGCCGACGUCACGGGCUUCGCCCUGAUCGUCUACGACCAUCGCGAGCAGCGAUCCUGGAAGAUCGUCAACAAUCUCUUCUAUCCGUAUCCGCCGCACGGCACCUUUGAAAUCAGGGACGAGAACUUCGACCUGAUGGACGGCAUUCUGGGCAUGGCGCUGGGCCCGCAGAAGCCCAACGGCGAGCGCAUCCUUUACUUCCACUCGCUGGCCAGCGUCGUCGAGUCCUGGGUGCCGACCUCCGUCUUGAGGAACUACAGCCUGUUCCGCAACAACAGCGAGGCGUCGCCUCGCUCCUUCCAGCCCUUCGCCAUGGAGAGAUCCAGCCAGUCCGCAGCCGAGGCCAUGGAUCGCAACGGCGUCAUGUUCUUCGGCCUCAUGAGCGAUCUCGCCAUUGCCUGUUGGAACAGCAAACACUAUCCCGAAUUCGGUGGCAAUAACAUCGAGAAGCUCGUCGUCAACGAGGAGACCUUGCAGUUCGCCUCGGGUGUUAAGGUGGUGAACGGAAAAAACGGCCGACAAGAGUUAUGGGUGUCGACCGCCUCGUUUCAGCGCUACAUGAGCGGAAGUCUGCAUCCGAACGAGACGAAUUUCCGCAUCCAGGCAGGCUUCGUGGACGAGCUCGUGCGAGGCACACAGUGCGACGUGACGACCCUCGAUUCCAUAAGCCGAUACCCGACCAAGGUGUCUAAAUGAAGGUCGUUUCGGUACCGCGGCAAGUUUUUCAACGACAACAACGACGACGUUAACGACGAUGACAACGACGAUUGGUGGGUUGGCUACUUUCCCCGACAUCGUUUCAGCUUCGAGGACGACUCGAGUUUUGACAACGAUCAGCACCACAAUUACGGACAGAGACUGAGUCCUUCAUCUUCUUACUUCCCGUGGUACCGCGAUAGCGCCGCCUUAGCUGCCGCCAGACCGACUCGCAGAAUAGUUCGACCUGUCUCGUACAGCUCUCGUGUCGAUCAUGGACGAUAAAAUAAUUGUGUAUCCAAAUUCGCGAGUGCUUAAACUUUCGACAUAUUUUCAAUGUGAUCGAUAUUGAUGCUCAAUUUUGUACAUUCAUUGUACAGUUUUGUUAAUGUGUUUUAUACUUUUUAUACAGUAACUCAAAACAUUUUACAAUUUUUAAAAACUUUUUUAAGUAUAC